Molecule: messenger RNA, 1782 nt
Organism: Hyalella azteca
Lineage: Eukaryota; Metazoa; Arthropoda; Malacostraca; Amphipoda; Hyalellidae
Exons: 6
Coding region: 143-1387 (414 amino acids)
Source: RefSeq, a predicted model, not a curated record
GCAAGUCGCUCCUCUCAAACACACGUGGAGCGUGGGCAAAACUCAAGUUAUUAUUGGUGUUCCAUUGUGGUUGUGGAUUUUACGUUCAAUUUAUAAAAGAAUCAACCCUUUGAAAAGCUCGAUACAAGAUUCCGUUUUUUUAAUGGGUGAUUUGUGCAAUAUGAGUGGAAGCACGACGAUCCAAAAACUGAUCAGCAGAAGUUGGAGCUCAGGAGAUCGCUUGCAGUUCAUACGAGAAAUGGAGCUGCGCAUGUGCAAGAGUAUGGUGGUGUUUGAGACCGAAGUGUUAGACGGUAGCUACACACUUAAAAUGAAAUUCAAUGACAAUGGCUCGCGGUUGGUGCGGGUCCAGGACGGCUUGCUUGAGGUUUUGGACCCGCGGACUCGCCGAGUCGUCCACACCCUGCCACGGAUCAGAUUAAAAGUGUAUGGACAAAUGUUCGAAUUCACGGACGUCGAUCACGAGCUGAUCCUCGAUUGCUGCGGCAGGGAAAUAAACACCCCAGAGUUACAGCUCUGGGAUAUGAGGUUUUCGUCAUCACAUGUCGGCAGGAUUCGUUUCUGUGAUGCGACGAUUGAGCAAUAUGUAUACUCCAAGAAGGAGAGGGCCCUCCUGUCCAAUAUAUAUGAUUUUAAAUACAACCAGAAACGAAAAAUAUUGCUGUAUGACAAAUCAAGCUUCUCGACGUCGGGGGAAGCGACGCCUGUGAGUUCCUUCUGUGAUACGUGGGGACAAAAUUUACGAACUACUUGGUUCGGCCUGGCACCGGACGACAGCUGCCUUGUGUUCCGACCUACUCUCAGGACUUUCCUUGCUGUGCACAAUCUUUCCUUCGCGACCUUGCACGACGCUCUCAAACAGUUUGAUGGUGUGCAACUGAAGAUCAAGAAAGCCAGUGGUCCGAUCACCGGUAGUUCAGGAGAUAAAAACGAACUCACUCACAUGGUACACGAUUCUUUUCAGAGGAGAAGGUUCAAAAUCUGUUCCGGAGGAAAAUUCAUCGCAGUUGUUCCUAAGGACACUGACUCGUUUUUUAGGGUCUACAGCUUUGAUCACAACGUCCCGACCAAUACAUUUUGCCAAAACCCACCGACUCUGACGAGCACAGCGCAAUUUAUUGCAUCCGCUGACCGAUAUCCCCAACGGGAUUCUCUUCUGCUCAGUGCAAGCGGCGAAAUCGCCAUUGCCUACGAUGCCUCGGAACCAUGCACCAGCUUUUACCAUUUGCGAGCGCCAGUACCAUCCAAACUUCCAAUAGAUUUAGAACCUUUCUAUAGUUUAAAGAGUGAGAGACCUGUGAAGUCGAUGGCUUUGACUCAAGCGUUAGAUAUCUUUGUGACCGCUCAGUACUAUGGCCCAGUGGUAUGGCACAAUCCUAGGCUUUGAAUCAAAUGCAUCACAGAAUUUAAAAAAAUAGAACAAUUACCUCUUUCCUUACCUUUCUACUCAAUUGAUUUGGUUUUUGAUAAACAUUGAUUGGCUAUCAGUUGACCUUCAAUAGCCAUGACUUAAUUUAGGAAGAGUGAAGACCAACGAGCAAGGGCCUUAGUUGGGAGGUUAAGUCGUUAUGUCAGCAGAAUUCUCAUUAUUUAUCACCUGUCUCUCUCGUAGACGUUUAUUCUUGACUUCCAGUGCGAGAUAGUCUAUUAGCUGGAGCGCUGGUAAGCCAUUAGGCCAUUUGUCUAAAGUAAUUAACUUAAAAACUAGCGGUCUCGAGCUACCUGAACCAAGCGGAGUCAUGGAAACAAAAAGUAAACUGUUUUUGAUCCUCUUACAAUAUU